AUGUGGACAGCGUCGAGGAGGGUGGGCCCGACGGGGUCUGCUGUCCCGUGGAGGACGACGGCGGCGGUGGCUGGUACGGGAACGCUUCCGACACGCGCUCCGAGUCGUCGUACAGCGGCGACAUUCAUGACGACCAUGAGCUGUUCCUCCACGGGGGCUCCUCCCCCACCCCCUCCCCAGACCGACCUCCAGAACACCCCGACACCUCGACUGAGAGCUCCCUGGGGGGCUGCCCUACGCCUGUCCACAGCCACCACCACCGGGCCUCCCUUGAGCUCCUGAGCCUGGGGGUGGACGGAGGGGUGUUCUCUGCCCAGGAUACCCUUUCCUCCGUGGUAUCCUCGCUCUAUGGAGAGGCUGCCUCCGAGGCCCUGGGGAAACCCCUGAGUAGUAACCUGCGGCGCCUCCUAGAGGCUGGGUCGUUGAAGCUGGAUGGGGAUCUUCUGGGGAGAGUGAGAGGAGGGGGAGGAGAGUCGCCCCCUAUAGGCUUAGCUCCAGCCCUGACCCUCUCCCCCUCCUCCCAUCAUGCUCAGCAGCUAAGUGCCCUCGCCCGAAAACUGGCAGCCAAUAACAACAACAACAACAGUGGAGGCUCCGCUUCGGCCUCGCCCGCCUCUGUUGCCAUGUCGACCACCACCAUCAAGCAGGAGCCCUGCGACCCCUUCGCCUCGGUGGUCGCCCCGAGCAACGGCGCUGGCUUUGUGUGGGUGGGAGUGGCCGGUGACGGGAAGUGGCCCCCGGCGGGUUGUUCCGCCUCCAGCGGCGGGUCCAGCCUAUCACCGGACUCGGCCAUCCAGAAACUGAAAGCGGCAGCCAACGCGGUUUUACAGGACAAGAACGCCACCGUAGUGGCCUCGUCUACUUCCUCUUCAUCAUCCUCCUGCUCUACCGUACCCACCCUGGGAGGAGGAGGAGGGAGCCGGGGAGGAACGGACGACUCGGUACGCUUUGAUGCCUUCACUUCCCCCUUCAGCCCUCAGUCGGCCAGCUCCACGCUAGCCGCCCUGUCCAAGAAGGUGAGCGAGCGCUCCCAGACCACCUCCUCAUCAUCAGACCACCAACACCAACCCUCCCCCGGCUCCUCCUUCCUCUCCCUGGUCUCUAUGACUUCCUCGGCUGCGCUCCUCAAGGAGGUGGCAGCCCGGGCGGCAGGGAACCUCCUUGCUGAUAAGAUGGAGGCCCCAGCAGGAGGAGGGGCCAUCCAGGAGGACAUCAAGCCCCUGCUGGACAGGAACCAGAAGGCAGGGACCCCCACAGGGCCCCAGAGCACCAUGGACCUGCUGCUGCCCUCCACCCCUAAGGGAAGGGCCAAACCCAGCAGCCAAGCAGGUUCCCCGGGGGAGGACGGAGGGAAGCCGUUCCAGUGUCCGGUGUGUGGCCUGGUCAUCAAGAGGAAGAGCUACUGGAAGAGACACAUGGUGAUCCACACCGGCCUGAAGAGUCACCAGUGUCCCCUGUGCCCCUUUCGCUGUGCCCGCAAAGACAAUCUCAAGUCCCACAUGAAGGUCCACCAGCAUCAGGACCGGGGCGAGACGUUCCAGUGCGAACUUUGCCCUUUCACCUCCUCGCGCCACUUCAGCCUCAAGCUCCACAUGCGCUGCCACCAGCACUUCCCCCGCUCCGGGUCCGCCUCCGACGGGGUCAAGGUCAAGGAAGAGGCCACCACGGACACAGAGGGCGAGGGGUCACUCAUGGGUGAUUACAACCCCGGGGAGUCCCCUCUCCAGUCAGACGCAGGGAACCAGAGCUCCCCUGGAGUCUCUAACCACCACGUCUAUAUAAAAGAAGAGCCCCAGGAGAGGGAGCUGUCGGUGCUGUCGCCCUUCACCCUUUGCAGGGACAGGGAGCGGGAGCGGCCUGGUAGCAGUGGCAACUCCCUGGACCUCUCUAUGGGGGGAGUCGUCUUGGGGGUGCGGUCCAGUCCUGGUGGAGGUCCAACGGCGGCGUCCCUCUUCAGCCCGGACAUCACCACCAAGACAGCCACCGACCUGCUCAUGAAGCUCUCAGCGGCCAACCAGAAGGAAGCCCUGAAGGCUCCACAGUCCUUCCAUCUGAAGCAGGAACCCCGGGCAGAGGAAGAGGAGGAAGAGGUGCGGAGGAGCCCCCGGAGCCAGCCCAGCUACUCCUCCUUCUACCAGGAGCAGGGCGCGGCGCUGGGGGCCACAGGGCCAGCAGAGGUCACAGCAGACAGUGGGAGCCACAGGGGGACCCUGAAGAGACGGGAGGGAAGCCCCAUGGGGAACAAGAACAGUCUCCUCAGCCAGGACAUCAACUUCAAGGUGGCGUCGGAGCUGCUGAUGAAGCUAUCAGAAAGCAACAAGGACGCCGCCCACUACCAGAAGAUGACGGUGAAGGCAGAACCUAUGGAGGUGGACCCGGCCAGCGGCCCGGCCCCGCCCUCUUCUCACCUGCUGGCCUUCAGCACUUUAGGGCCUUGUGAGAAGAGCGAGCCAAUGGCCAGCCUCCCUGAGGCGUUGUCCCGCCCCCAGAAGCAAGACCUCUUCUCCCAGGACAUAUCGGUGAAAAUGGCCUCCGAGCUCCUCUUCCAACUCUCAGAAAAAGUCAGCAAAGCCAACGACCACAAAGACAGCAACAUGGUGGGCAUAAGCAGCCCCUUCCUGGAUGAGCGUUUCAGACAAUCCCCCUUCAGCCAGCGCUCCAAGUCCUCCUCCCCCGCAGAGGCCAGCUCCUCUGCUAGGACAGCCCUCCACGACCCAGAGAAGGACACUGGAGAGCCGGGGGGGAACGGGAUGUCCCAGGGCAUACUGAGCAGUCAGCACCUCUACCCCUGUCCUGUAUGUGGCAAGGUGUUUGGCAGACAGCAGACCCUGUCCAGACACCUGUCUCUACACACAGAGGAGCGAAAGUAUACGUGUCACCUGUGUCCUUAUGCAGCCAAGUGCAAAGCCAACCUCAACCAGCACCUGACCAUCCACUCUGUCAAGCUGGUCAGCACCGACGCAGAGCAGAUGGUCAGCGCCGUCACCACCGCUGAGGGACGAGACGGGAAGACCUUCCCCUAUUACUACAGCUGCCAUGCGUGUGGUUUCCAGACGGGGCUGAACGCCCAGUUCGUCAGCCACAUGUCUCUCCACGUGGACAAGGAGCAGUGGAUGUUCUCUCUGUGCUGCAGCGCCUGUGACUACGUCUGUGUGGAGGAGAGUGACAUGAAGUCCCACGUCAGUCACGGACACACAGGUCUGAACUCGCGGAGCCCCCUCAGUGAGACUAAGAGCACCUCCUCCUCCCUGUCGGCCCUCAGCGAUUCGCUGAACAGCUCAGAGGGUGGAGAACUUACCCAUGCCAAUGAGGAGCUCAAGAACCUGCUGGCCCCUCCCUCCUCUGCAGGCAGCCAAUCCAGCUCCAGCAGCCACUCGGGAUCAGGAACUGAAGAGAAGUCUGAGAAAGGCUUCGAGUGCGUCUUCUGCAACUUUGUGUGCAAGACGCGGACCAUGUACGAGCGCCACCUCCAGAUCCACCUGAUCACGCGCAUGUUCGAGUGCGACGUGUGCCACAAGUUCCUGAAGACGCCCGAGCAGCUGCUGGAGCACAAGAAGUGCCACACCGUCCCCACCGGAGGGCUCAAGUGCCCCGUCUGCAUUUAUUCCACCAAUCGACCGGCGGCCAUGGAGUGCCACCUGAAGACCCAUUACAAGAUGGAGUACAAGUGUCGCAUCUGCCAGUCGGUGUGGUGCGACCAGCCCGCGCUGGAGAGGCACGUGCGCGAGCAUCGCCUCGGCAACCACUACAAGUGUGAGCAGUGCGGCUACCUGUCCAAGACGGCCAACAAGCUGAUCGAGCACGUACGCGUGCACACGGGCGAGCGGCCCUUCCACUGCGACCGCUGCGGCUACAGCUGCAAGCGCAAGGACAACCUGAACCUGCACAAGAAGCUGAAGCACGCCCCGCGCCAGACCUUCGGCUGCACGGAGUGCCCCUUCACCACCACCCACCCCUUCAUCUUCAGCCGCCACCUCAAGAAGCACCAGGAUGGAGGGGAAGGGGAGGAGGCCGGCGAGGAGGAGUUCCAGGCCCAGCUAGGGGGCUCUCUGGUGGGGUCUCUGCGGGGCGAGGAGCCCUUCCUCCUGGGGGUAGGUGGAGGUGGGGAUGGGAGUAGCGGGGGGAGCGGUAGCAGCAGCCCCCUCAUGAUUCUCUCUGCCUCCCAGGCCCUGCAGUCUGUCGCCCUGUCACUCAUCACAGGGAAACAACACCACCGUCAACAGGAACUCCCGCCCCCAGCCCAGCGUUACCUGACAGCGACCACAACCAAUGGCGGAGGCCCCUCCCUCUUCUUCCCCUCCCCACGCCACGUCUACGAGCAGUUGGGAAACUGCGAGCGGGCGCACCUGAUCCCCCUCACAACCCUGUUCACCCACUGCCACCGCUCCACAUUCCACUCGCCCCUCUCCAGACUCCAGAGGCCGCCCUCCUCCUCCCCCCUUUUCCUCUCCUCCACCCCCUCUCCUCCCUCGCCCACCUCACUCAAACACUCCUUCCUGGCUUACCUAGGACUGGGACUGACGGAGAGAGCCAAGACUGUGUGACUGUUCUCCUCUCCUCCUUCUCAUCCCUAUCUCUUCCCCCUCCCUCUCGUUCCCCUUUCUCUCCAUCCCUCUCUCCCUGGACAGUGGUGUGAAUGAUCGUUAUCCACUGCGAUGGGGAAAACUUUCCAAUCAAGCCAGCUGAAUAAGCUGGACAGAGACAGACAAGUAGUUAUUGUAGACAAUGGAGAAAAAAAAAAGAAUUUAUCAGAGAAAAGGCUGUAUGUGCUAAAAAAUGCAUUUAUAUCAAAAGCUGCUUUUCUUAUCUGUUAUAUCGAUUGAAUUAUUACUCUCUCUCUCUACUUUUUAUUUUCUAAUGUUUGUUUUUUGGACUUUUGAAUGACCAGGACCCAACUGCAUUAUCUGUAAAACGGAUCCGUGUUUUCUUUUUGUUUUUGUUAGAAAAGUCGAAAAAGAAGAAGAAACAAAACAAGUGCUCUGACAUUUUUAGUGCAUUUUUGUCUUUUUGGCUACUACGCAUCAGAAUAGCAUGCCUGCCUCUUUGUUUCCGCUAGCUUUGAUGCACGUCAUUUAAUAGGGUAUGAUGAACCAAUCCCCAGGUUGUUAAAUUGUGAUGCGCCGCGAACAAGAACCAAUGAAACGGAACGCUUUUUCUCAAAAGUCUCGUUUCCAAAGCAACGCCUCAAACCACGCACUUAAUGAAUUAUUUAACAAAUGUGUACUGUACAUAGUUUUGUAGCCUUCAAUCUCCCCCACAACUAAGCUUUGACUUUAUCUGUUUGGUUUUGUGUAAUGGUGAAACCAUAUGCAUCAAACGUCGACGGAACUCACCUUUGUCUCAGGUGGCGGUCGUCUUGGCAACCCAUACACACAGGUGACGUCUUGUACGUUGUUUGACGUUGUGCGGUGGGGUGGACAGAACAAGUGACAUUCUCUACUCAAGGCCCUUUGCCAAUUCAAACGGUUUUCAAAUCAAUGUAACACACAUUAUAGCCUCAUGCUAUAGUCUUUGCUUUCCCCAACUUAGCCCGUGUGUAACCGUAGCCUAGUCCCAGAUGUGUUUGUGCUGUCGUGACAAUGACCGUAGGAAUUGGCAAGACACCACAAACAGAUCUGGGACCAGAUUAGUUUUACCCCACCAGCCCACAUCAAAGGUUCCAUGAGGACACCUGUAACCCCUGAGACCAGGGUCCUAUUCAUUAGGCACCAAACGGAAGAAAAAGGACUGAAUCACCAGAACUUGUCGUUAUGCUACGUUGCGCCCUAAUGAAUAUGACCCAGGUGUCGUUCGGUCCAGCAUCAUGUGUAGAACUAUGUAUGGACUGGCGCACCAUUACGUUAGAUAAGCUGUAAGAGAUACCUGUUUUGUGGAGGUGACCAGCUGACGGGGUGUUAAAACCCUCAACAGCUCCGGUCACCACAGGCCGAUUCAAUGGUGCUUUUUGGAGCUCUUUUGUAAUUUUGUGUAAAAGAAAAAACAGAAAGAAACUGUUCCAAAAUGACUUGAAUGAAUGUAUUUGUCUUUGUUGAUGUACGUGAUGCGAACGUGAUACAGAUGUGCGGUGUAGUUGCAGGCAGGGACUGUUGGGUACCGUUGCCUAUAUGACAGAAAGCAAGGGGUUGGUUUUGUAGGUCGGUGGCCUUCUGUGUCUUUUUAGGUUGUUCAUUUGUUUUUUUUCAUUCGUCUUUCUCUUUUUUACUGAGCCUUUUAAACGUAGGACGAUGAGCGUUUUCUACUAACGUGCAUCGCUAUUAUGAAGCCAUUUUGAUGAAGGCUCCGAUAGGUCCAAUGUUGUUGACGAGGAAGCAGCCAUUGGUUAGGUUUUGGUGGUGUCGCUUCUAUCUCAGUGAGAAGACAUGGUACUGCUUUCUAUUCCCCCUUCGCUCCAUCUCUCAGUUGUAAUUGCACUUAGCUUAGUCCCAUUUCAAAACCAAAAGCACUUACCUAGUUCAUAUUGUUAUAGUGCAAACGUUUGAGCUGUCGGUCCGAUAGGAUAUCACCGGAAACAGACGUAUUACCUUUUUAAGAUGUUUGCUGUGAACGAUCUGAAUCAAAACCGUGAUUUCCUGAUUUUUGUUGUGUAGACAUUUUCUGGUUUAGUGCGGAGGGUUUUUACCUCUGUAAAAUUGCAGAGCGCAGAUGAACACAAAUUGCAUGAAUUAGACAGUGGAGGUUGAACUAAACUACGCUGGGAGACCCAAAGGGCCCAGCCUAAAUUGUCAAAGCCAAUUUUGCACAGUGCUGCACUUUUUGAACAUGAAAAAUGUAUUUAUCUGUACAGAUGGAGAUGCUCAACAUGAAGAGUGUACAUGAGACCAGGCAGCAUAAUAAAGGCAUUUUGUUUUUUUUAUUCAAAAGCAUUACCCAUUUAAUUGACCUUGCUCGCAUUCCCAAGUGGUCUUUAAGCCAAAAUGGUUUCUUAUUUGUAAAGGGAUUUUUUUUUUUUUAACCUUAAUUGUUUUGCUUGUUUCUUGUACUUUUCAUUUUGUGAUUUUUUUUUUAAUAUAUAUUUUUUAUUUCUUUGUAAUGACAACAAAACAAUUGAGAGAACAAUGCAUUGUUAAGACCAAAUGAAACUUAAAAACGAGGUUGUGAUGCUAGGAUUAAAUCCGUCACUUCCUGGUAACAGAGGGGUGUAACAGUUAAAUCUCUCCCCCGUGGUUGGUUUUCUUUUAGUUCCCUUUGACAACAUAGCAAUGUUCAGCAUGCUGUCCGCUGGUCGCUGCUACAUUAUAGUACAAGGAGCCCCCACCCCUGCCACACACACACACUCCUAGGUCAGCUCCAGCUCCUUAUCUAUCCUCUAAUAUGUAAUACUCUAGUGCCACUUGGUGGAAGGGAACCGCCUGAGACCACUGAGAAUGAGUCAAACUGAUUUUCAGGGUCCAAAUCUAAAAACAAAAACUAAGAGGAACAAAAAAGAAUGUGCCCGUCUUUUUACGACUGACUGUAUGCCUUUUUUAUAUAUAUAUAGCUACCGCAUAAUCAUUAUGUAAUCAAAAAUGGCUGCAGUUCUUUCUUCUUAUAAAACGGCCCCUUGGUCUGGUUAGUGUGUCUAAGGAGAAGAAAAGGCCGACAGGGAUCGCUUCUCUGUCCUUUCCAAACCCAGUAUUUUUAAGCACUUAUCGUUUGCUUAUCAUUUUUUGCCUAAUUGUAAAGAAGCUGCAGAAGGUGAUUUUUUUGUUAAAUGUUAUGUCGGGUGACUACCUUUCUGAGCACUUCGGAGUACGCAUGACAUCUCUCUCUCUAUUUUAUGACUCGACAAGACUCAACUAUCUUCUUUUUUGUGUGUUUUCGUUCAUCUUUUUGGCACUCAGUAAAAAUUGGUAUGUGCUGUAUAAAGCUUUUUGAUUAGUUCAUUGUUAAGGCUGUACAGGGUUGUUUGUGACAAUAACUGGUAAAUAGAUCAUUUGUACUUUUUUGUUUUUUGUAUUCGUUUGUUUUUUGUUUUGGCAUUAUUUUAUGUUCAAAAGUUGCCAGAUCUAAAUGUAACAGGAUUUGAAAGUAAAGCUUACAACAGAUA
Salvelinus fontinalis (brook trout) is the source of this 8026-nucleotide messenger RNA. RefSeq names its product zinc finger protein 827-like. Gene Ontology annotation, cellular component: nucleus. Gene Ontology annotation, biological process: regulation of gene expression. The record is from RefSeq and is a predicted model, not a curated record. NCBI's taxonomy places the organism in Eukaryota, Metazoa, Chordata, Actinopteri, Salmoniformes, Salmonidae.